AUGGGUUUGCAGUCAGUUCAGAAGAAGCACUUCCCCCUGCGGGGGAUCGACGGCGUCGUUCAGCUGUUUGACGCCGAGCUCCGCAAGUCUGAGCCGGACCUGGCCCUCCUCUCCCUGGUCCUGGGUUUCGUUGAGCAUUUCCUAGCCGUAAACCGGGUCAUCCCCAUAAACGUUCCGGGGGUCCGGUUUGAGCCUCUGGAGCCGGACUGUCCCAACUCCUGCUUCCCCACGGUGGAGCUGGGCAUGAUUUCUGCACUUUACGAGCGCUUCACGGCCCAGAUCCGCGGCGCGGUGGACCUGUCCCAGUUCCGGAGGACGGCUGCAGGUUCCAGCAGGGAGCUGGUGAAGAAAGUGUCCGAUGUGAUCUGGAACAGCCUAAGCCGCUCUUACUUCAAGGACCGGGCCCACAUCCAGUCCCUCUUCAGUCUCAUCACUGGUACCAAACUGGACAGCUCUGGUGUGGCAUUCGCAGUGGUGGCAGCCUGCCAGGUUCUGGGUCUGAAGGACGUCCACCUGGGACUGUCUGAGGACCACGCCUGGGUGAUUUUCAGCAAAAACGGGGAAGAGACGGCCGAGGUCACCUGGCACGGAAAGGGCAACGAGGACCGGAGAGGGCAAACAGUGGCAGCGGGAGUCAACGAGAAGAGCUGGCUGUACCUGAAGGGCUCCUACAUGAAGUGUGACAGAAACAUGGAGGUGGCCUUCAUGGUCUGUGCCAUCAACCCCUCGCUGGACCUGCACACCGACAGCUCCGAGCUCCUGCAGCUGCAACAGAAACUCCUGUGGUUGCUGUAUGAUCGAGGCGACCUGGACAGGUAUCCUAUGGCCAUGGGCACUCUGGCAGACCUUGAAGAUCAGGAUCCAAUCCCAGGCAAGGAGAACCCCAUGAAAAUCCACCUCAAGGCUGUGAGCUCUGCUCAGAAGCACUACAACAACGAGCACAUCUACCCCUACAUGUACCUGGCUGGUUUCCAUUACAGACACAGGGCUGUGCGGGAGGCGUUGAGGGCCUGGGCCGAGGCCGCUCGGGUCAUGCAGGAGUAUAACUAUUUCCGUGAGGAUGAGGAGAUCUACAAGGAGUUCUUUGACAUUGCCAACGAUGUUAUCCCCACUCUGCUGAAGGAGACGGCCGCUGCUGCCGAGAGUCCUGGGGAGGGGGGAGAAGGGGGGGAAGGAGCUGACAAGGAGCACCCCAAGCAGGCAGCAGCCCUCUCAGCACUCCAGGACCCAGAAUGCUUUGCCCACCUGCUGUGUUUCUAUGAUGGCAUCUGCAAAUGGGAAGAGGGCAGUCCCACGCCGGUCCUUCAUGUGGGCUGGGCCACCUACCUGGUCCAGUCUCUGAGCCGCUUUGAUGCUCAGGUGCGCCAGAAGGUGUCGAUCAUCAUCAAGGAGCCAGAGUCCCAGGAUGAUGACGACAUGUCCAGCGACGACCCCCGGGAGGGCCGCAGACGAGGACCCAGGAGAGAGUCCAAGCUGGAUGAGCAGGGCUCUCCUCCUCCUGGUGCUCCCUCCUCCCCCUCCACUCAGCCCCCAGCUGCUACAGCAGCAGCCCAGCCCAAGAAGAUAGGAGAGGGAGGGGGCCGUCGACGCUCCUCCCAGGGCCUGCGGGCCGGGGACGCCGAAGGAAAACCCAAGUCCCCCAGCCCGGAUUCUUCGCCCUCAUCCCAGCAACAGGCAUCCCCGUCCCCGGCCGGCCCCGUGGUCGCCUUCCAGAGCGAGAAGAUGAAGGGGAUGAAGGGGCUUCUGUGUGCAGCCAAGGUGAACUCCAGCGCCAUCAAGCUGCAGCUUACCGCCCAGUCACAGGUCCAGAUGAAGAGGCAGAAGAGCACGCCGGCCGGGGACUACUCCAUGUCCUUCAUGAAGCGGCAGCGCAAGUCCCUCUAGACGCCAACUCCUGUUGCAGGAGUUGGUGAGAAAUGGGAGGAGAUACUGUGAACAGCAACACGGAGACCCGAUUAACCUCGCUUUUGUUUGUGAAACGUUUUUGUUCUGUUUUGUUACCAGUGUUUUCAUCCAGACGCCCGCUUCAGUCAACAUCCUCGUCAUUCCAGCAAUAUAUUUGACUUGCAACACUCGAGUUAAGCGUCACAUAUCAGGUUUAAAAAGGAAGGAGUGAAACAUUUCAUUCUGUUUUUAUUUACGACUUUCUGGAGGAACUGUCUGGUUUUCUAGAGAUUGUAAACACUCAUUCGUCAUUAGUUUGUGUUUUAAUUGGCAGCCAAUUGCACACUGACUACUAACUUGUCAUUGACUUACAUGUGGAUGUUUUGAAGCCAAAGUAACGAGGAUGACCAGAAUGCUGCGUACAGAUGUGUAAAUAUCAACUUGUACCGUUGGGACCCUGUCCAUGACUGAAGCCUUGGAAGUGAUUCAUUUAGGAUAGUUACUGUGUAACAUUGUCCACUUCUGCUCUAUCGACAGCUUAUUUCUUGCCAGCUCUAUGUUGCCUUACUUUGCCUUUGUUCUUAUCUAAAGUAGACGGCCUUUAGUUCUGAGAAUAGCUACACCGGGCCUAUUUCUAAUGAUUAGAGAAGACCAGGAAGACCAUGCACUGUUGAGACCGUGGAGCCACAUUAGGUGGCCCCUGUUACAUCCUAUUUGCUUGAUGACUUGUGGUUUUUGUUCUUGUUUUUUUUGUAUCUGCAAGUAAUAAAGACCUGAUAAAAACA
Molecule: messenger RNA, 2669 nt
Organism: Anarrhichthys ocellatus (wolf-eel)
Lineage: Eukaryota; Metazoa; Chordata; Actinopteri; Perciformes; Anarhichadidae
Gene: men1
Product: multiple endocrine neoplasia I
Biological process (GO): negative regulation of cell population proliferation; negative regulation of cell cycle; regulation of transcription by RNA polymerase II
Cellular component (GO): nucleus; chromatin; histone methyltransferase complex
Molecular function (GO): chromatin binding; transcription cis-regulatory region binding; Y-form DNA binding
Source: RefSeq, a predicted model, not a curated record